Molecule: messenger RNA, 2642 nt
Organism: Harpegnathos saltator (Jerdon's jumping ant)
Lineage: Eukaryota; Metazoa; Arthropoda; Insecta; Hymenoptera; Formicidae
Product: ionotropic receptor 93a-like
Exons: 13
Coding region: 5-2311 (768 amino acids)
Biological process (GO): monoatomic ion transport
Cellular component (GO): membrane
Molecular function (GO): ligand-gated monoatomic ion channel activity; signaling receptor activity
Source: RefSeq, a predicted model, not a curated record
CACGAUGCUGUUAUCGGUGACAACGUGCCAACAAACGUGGAGUCUGCACGAAGCUGCGAACAAAGAAGACCUCGUGCAUUUAGCAAUAACAGAGCAAGAUUGCCCGCGAUUUCCGGACACGGAUGGUGUGAGCAUUCCUUUAGUAGUGGCGGGCCAGGAGCUGUCUCAGAUUUUCUACGAUCUAAGAUCUUACGACGUCUUGAAUUGGAACAAUAUCAACAUAUUGCACGACGACACAUUUGAUAGAGAUACGAUCAGCAGAGUCACUAAGGCUGUAUCGACCCCUUUGCCGAACAAGAAAUUCAACAUGGUCUCUAGAUCGUUGUUCGCUUUCAAACAUGCCAAUUCUGAACGUAGCAAGAAAUACUACAUAAAAGAGAUUCUUGAGAAAUUUCACGUGGAUCAAUUGGGGAAAUGCUUUCUCGUGAUCGUCACUACAGACGUAGCUUUCGAUGUGAUGGAAGUUGCAAGAGAUUUGAAUAUGGUCCAGCCUGAUAGUCAAUGGUUGUACGUAAUCGCCGACAGUAUGGUACGAAAUGCUACGAAUAUUACCAGUUUCACCGAGUACUUGUCGGAAGGUGCAAAUGUGGCUUUCGCUUAUAACUCGACUGACAACGACACGUAUUGCGAUGCCAAACUGCUGUGCCGUGUCCAGGAGUUAAUUGGAAGCUUGGCUAACGCUUUAAAAUUGUCGCUGAUGAUCGAGAUUGAGUUGUACAAUCGUGUGAGCGAAGAGGAGUUUGAAUUCAUUCGACUGAACAAACGCGAGAGGCGUCGGGAGAUACUCAAAAACAUCCAAAUAAAGCUUACCGACGAUACUUUCGCUUCGGGCGGCGGUUGCGGCAAGUGCUUGUUUUGGCGAUUCGCCUCGGCCAUAACGUGGGGCAAUUUUUUUCUUCGUGGCAAAAAUAUUGCGCACCUGAUAGAUUCGGGGAUGUGGAUUCCCAGUCUCGGCGCGAAUCUGACCGAUGUCAUCUUCCCGCACAUUUCUCACGGAUUCCGAGGGAUCAGUUUGCCAGUCGCCACGUACCACAAUCCACCGUGGCAGAGCAUCUCGCUGACGAACUCCGGGGAAAAGGAAUACGGCGGUCUGAUCUUCGAUGUCAUCAAAUAUUUAGGCAAAAAAUUAAACUUCACAUACACCGUACUCAGCCCGACGAGCAAUCGGACUGUAAAAUUCACGCAAAACGAGACUCAAGCCGACGUGGUGUUAACGUCAAACACAAGGAAAAUUCCGAUGGAAAUAAUGGACAUGAUUCACACGAAGAAGGUCCUUCUCGCAGCCUGCGCCUACACCGUGAAUGACCGCGGAAGAGGGAAGAUCAAUUUCACCAUACCGAUUUUUAUUCAGACGUAUAGCUUCUUGACCGCAAAGCCUAACCAACUUUCUAGAGCGCUGUUGUUUACGGCGCCCUUCGCCAAAGAGACGUGGGCCUGCCUGGCAGCAUCCAUUAUUAUAAUGGGCCCGAUCUUGUACCUGAUUCACAAGUACAGUCCAGGCACGAAGACGUCAGGGCUCAACUCGUCCUGGCAAUGCGUAUGGUAUGUCUACGGAGCUCUACUUCAACAAGGAGGAAUGUACUUACCCCGUUGCGAUAGCGCGCGCUUGCUGGUCGGCGUCUGGUGGUUGGUCGUUAUGGUCUUGGUAGCGACUUACUCCGGAAGUUUGGUCGCAUUUCUGACAUUCCCGAAUAUGGACGUUGCCAUUCUGACAGUGGACGACCUUAUCGCUCAUAAAGGCAGAGUAACCUGGGGCUUUCCCAAUGGCAGCUUUUUGGAGGAGUACCUGAAAAAUGCAGAGGAAGAGAAAUAUCAUAUCAUGUGGGAACGCUCCGAAAUUUACAAUUCGACACAGGAGGUGGAAGUGAUCGAAAAGGUGAAGACGGGCAAGCACGUGUUAAUCGACUGGAGGAGCACUUUGAGGUUCUUGAUGAGAAACGACCUGUUAUCAACCGGCGGAUGUUCCUUUUCUCUGAGCACCGAUGAAUUUAUGGACGAGCCCAUAGCGAUGAUCAUCUCGCAAGAUAGCCCCUAUACGAAAAUUAUCAACGCAGAGUUACAUCGCAUGCACGAGUCCGGAUUGAUGACCAAGUGGAUAACGGAGCAAAUACCGAUGAAAGACAAAUGCUCGGACAGUUCCGGCAAGCAAGGCGUGGAUGAGCGCAAAGUAAACGUGUUGGACAUGCAGGGCAUCUUUUUCGUGCUUUUCAUGGGCGUAGUUGGGUCCAUAUUUCUCCUGUGCUGCGAGUUCUACUGGCACCGACGCCAAAUAACGAGGCGAAGCAAGCUAAUUCAGCCUUUCCUCUCUUGAGUUCAGGAUUCAGGAUCAAGACACACACACGCACACACACAGAUCGGACACGUUGCCGCCUGAAACAAACGCGUCGUUAGCAAAAGUUCUGCCUAUGCAAUUAUAGUAGAUUUUAUUAUCGCUUAUCCGCUGUUAUUUAUUGAAGAGGACCGCUCCGUUAUAAACGCAGCGAUUCCCCGGCUACGUUUAACGACGCUUUAAUUAGAGGCCUGUGUGAUAUGUAUUUCCUUCAUCUUGAAGCCUAUUCUUUUGUAAUGGAUAGGAUCAUUCAUUGUAUACCGGCGAGACAACUACUCUGAACAUUUCAGACGGCUCCUUUAUUCACCCGAAA